ACUCAGUCCGUAUCUGGUGUUAAGCGAAAACUGGAAUAUAUUACGGCAUUUACGGGUAUGUCAUUAAAAAUGAUAUGAAACUUUAUAUAAUUAAAAAACACAACAUUUAUAUAUAAAUACCUUCCUUAUUUUAUAAUUAUUAUAUAAAUUUUAAGCCGUUUUUACACUAUAUAUACGUUCCUACAGCCUGACCUAUAGGCCUAGCUUUGAACUAGAUUUCAUGAUGUAAAAAAAAGUUCGGCCUGGCACAGAAUGAGUUAAUUAUUUUUAAAAACGAGUCAUAAAAUUAAUAUAUUUUGUAAAUAUGAUUGCUUUUUCUACGAUGAUUGCAGUAGAAGUACAUCUUCAGGUUGCAAUCCUAAUUUUUCCUGUUGUCAUUUUGAUUUGAUGUUGAAUCGAGCACUGCAGAUCACAAAAUAAAUGUCCAUAUGGCCACACUGAUCAACAUAAAACAAAUUUCGAGUAAGUAAAUAUAUUUCAUUGAUAAAUAUAAACCCAAUUAAAAUAUACUCAAGUAUAUCUAAAUAGUAAGGAAAAUCACAUUUGAUCCCCUACACUUUUUAGGAGUGAUUUGCCGAAUCCCAAUCUUAAUUUCAAUUGAAUGUGGUUAAAUAAUAGGAGUCACAUAAAUCAAAAAUUUAACGUAAACGUAUAAAAAUAAUGAUCUAUAAACGUUCUGCAGAUUUACAUGUAGUUACAUGUAGUUUACGAAUAGGUAAUACCAAAUGUUCCUUUAUAAAUACACAAGAUCUCUCAAAAAGCCCAUAUGCCAGUGCGUUUUAAAGAAAAACGUGAUUAAUAAUAUAAUAGUAAGCGAAAAGCUUUCCGUUAUAAAUAGAUAUUGUUGGGAAAUAUGAUGGUUGUUCUUAAUCGCUGAUAUUGUAGCUGUUAUAUUAUAUUGUUUAGUCUAGAAUUGGCCAUACAAAUUUAAUAGUAAAUCGCAUGUUUUAAAUCAUUUUUACGUGUCGACGUUUCAGAUACAAAAAAUGAUAUUCCGAUUCAAUAGAAAGUACCAAAAAUUAUAUCAAAAGUUCAAAGAAUGUUCUACAAAACCACAUAACUUUUCCAAACAUACAGAUCAGUUUAAAAGAUUGCUGUGAUAUCAUUUUCGAAAUGUUUUAUAAUUAAACAAGAAACAACAGAAAAGACAACGGAAGCACGAAAAGGCAAAGCAAAAUAUAAUUUGUAUAAAAAGAGCAUACCUUAAGACACCUUAGACUUCAAUUUUCUCACGUCCCAUCAAGUGUAGAAAAACUCAAGAUAUCCCACAUUCACUCGCAAAGAGGAAAAAUGAAGUAUUUUUCUCAAAAUAUAACCGCUCUAUCUCCAUUAAAAAAAUAAGUGUACUGUGGCUGUUCUAGCAGCAAACGUGUUUGACAGUUUGUUCUGGAAUGUGAUUUUCCCAACGUCACAGACACGUGAAUAUGACGUGAUAUAACGUUAUACAAUUGUUUGACAUCAAAUAUAGGUUCGCCAAGCGUACAUGUAUCUUAAUAAGACGCCAAUAGACCUUAACGUUUAUAUUUCCACCCGAUGGCCGCGUUUUCGUGUCAAAUCACUCUCCUCCGCAGAGGCUUUGUAGAUCUUUGUAGUUUGUUUUCUUUCUAUAUUGUAGUUUGUUUUCGUUCUAUAUACUAGUAACUGAAGUUUGACUAUAGAGUUUGCGGGCAGUAGCGGGCUAGGUAGAGAAGUGGGCACGCGGGCGGAGCAAGCGCGCGGGGUUAAAAGGGGGCAUCGUGGACAUUUGGAGAUAAUAGGGAAUCACACAACCAAGCUCCCCCCGCGUGCCCACUUCUCUGCCUAGCCCGCUACUGCCCGCAAGUCAAACUUUAAUAUAUACAAAGAAAACAAAAAAGCCUCUGCGGAGGAGAGUGGUGUCAAAUACUUAUUCAUGUUUUGUGCUUAGUAGAACAGCAAGAAACAAAUUCGUCCAGGAAAAACAUGGGAAUGUAAUCUUUAUCUGGCCCUAACAUGCUAAAAUUAGUUAACAUGGAAUCGAGGCCAUUGGGUAAAAGAUAAUAAUCGGUCACGUCUAUUUCCAACAUAAUGCACAUAGAACGAAAGAAUAUCGAAAAUACAUUAUUGAACAUAUUAUACAAAUGAUCACAUUUAUACUUUUGAGAGAAAAUGUGUAUCUUGAAAAACAAUCUAAAAAUCAUGACAAAAGGUCUCCAACAAGAACGAAGAUAUUACAGACCCCUAUUAAAUUGAUGUUGAGGGUAAAUGAGGGUUACUAUAUUACCGAUGCUACCUAAGCUCGAAAAAAAAAGACAUGCAAGUAUACUCCAUCCCUGAUCCCUCUUACCCUAGUACCUUAAUACUAACCCCAAAUAAUUUAGGCCCAGUGCUAACACUACCUAUAGAGUUAAUAUUACGGGUUAGUGCCCAGUUUUGCCUGUUUGGUAUAAUAAUUAACAAUUAUUCGCCGAAAGCGAGGUGAUUAUCGGGGAAUAUUCGCCGAGACGAAGUCGAGGUGAAUAUUCCCCGAUAAUCACCGAGCCUGAGGCGAAUAAUUGUUUUAGUAUUUUUGAGUUUUUUUGGGACUGAAUUUAUUUUAAUUUCGCUUAUUUCUUUAUCAGUAUUACGUCCACAAAAGGACUGGCCGCCAUUUUAAAAAUUUCGGUUUUGUUAUAUUCACCUGUAGGUGAAUAUAACAGCUUAAUACGUUAAAUUUGACCAAUCAGGUUGUAGGAUUUGUUAUGUUCACUUGUGCAAAAAUACUGAAUAAUAAUUAUUAUUUGUAUAGUAUUUACUAAUUCAGUUACUAAUUUACUAUUCAGUAUUUACUCAGUCUAAUGAGUAAUGGAAAAUUAUAUUACUCUUCUACAAUGAACGUUCGAACUGGUACUGCCAAUCAAUGACAGUUACUACGGUACUAAAUAUUGGUUUUGCUUGAUUGAUAAAUCGAGUGGAAUAAUAAUAUAUUAUAUACAAUUUUAGACCUAACCAGGAACGGAUACGAAAAUACAACACUAUGUCCUCCGACAGGACUUGAAUAUGCACCCUACGAUUCCGGUGCAGCGUUAAACCGUUUAUAUCCAAAUGUUUUUUGUGCAUCUCACGCGAUGGGACUUCAAAUGUCAGUUUUAGUUGAUGAAUGAUGGAUACGUCGAGUAGAAAUAUAAUAUAUAUGUGCAACUCAUUAGCUCAGUGGUUAAAGCACAGCACUGGAAUCUAUUACAAGAAAAUAUUUGGAAAUAUUUCUUUAGACUUUGACAUGGCUACAACACCUUCAAACAUCGCUGCUGAAGUAAAACUUGAAAACAGUCCAUGUUCAUCUGAAGGUAUUAUAUCAAAUUAUUAUAGUUACGUGAUAUUAACACAUGUACAACUUUCUGAUUUUUUUUUAUCUAGAUCUAAUGUACAUGGCUACAACACCUUCAAACAUCGCUGCUGAAGUAAAACUUGAAAACAGUCCAUGUUCAUCGGAAGGUAUUAUAUCAAAUUAUUAUAGUUACGUGAUAUUAACACAUGUACAACUUUCUGAUUUUUUUUUAUCUAGAUCUAAUGUACAUGGCUACAACACAUCAAACAUCGCUGCUGACGUAA
Molecule: messenger RNA, 3549 nt
Organism: Paramuricea clavata
Lineage: Eukaryota; Metazoa; Cnidaria; Anthozoa; Malacalcyonacea; Plexauridae
Source: the annotation of a GenBank genome assembly